Molecule: messenger RNA, 2015 nt
Organism: Ilyonectria robusta
Lineage: Eukaryota; Fungi; Ascomycota; Sordariomycetes; Hypocreales; Nectriaceae
Product: major facilitator superfamily domain-containing protein
Exons: 5
Coding region: 157-1713 (518 amino acids)
Biological process (GO): transmembrane transport
Molecular function (GO): transmembrane transporter activity
Source: RefSeq, a predicted model, not a curated record
GGAUGCUCCUGUUCCCUGUGACUCGACACGCUCCCAUGUGCCAAUUCUCAUCCUGAGCAGGCAGACCUCACGACAAGAUGACUGCCUCAGCAAUAGCAGCAGACACACCUCAAUCAUGAGGCAACCCACUGUGCCAUUGCCAGAGUCGCUGAGCCCAUGGCUUAUACCUCCGUCUUCCCAUACCUGCCCGCCAUGAUCAAGAGCUUCGGCAUCGAGCAGAACAAGGUUGCCAAAUGGGCUGGCCUCACUUCCGGCGUGUUUUCCAUCUCCCAGAGCAUCACGGCGGUUUUCUGGGGCAAGGCCUCCGACACGUAUGGCCGAAAACCUACCAUCAUCACUGGUCUGCUCACGACCAUGGUUUGCUUCGUCGCAUGGGGCAUGUCUACGAGCUUGCCCAUGGCCAUCACUGUGCGAGCUAUUCAGGGUGGUAGCAAUGGAAAUGUUGGAAUUAUCCGGACCAUGGUUGCUGAGAUGGUGCCAGAGAAGGAACUUCAACCGAGAGCCUUCUCCGUCAUGCCCCUGGUCUGGAGCAUCGGCUCCGUCAUUGGUCCCAUCUUUGGCGGCUUCUUUGCCGAGCCUGCGAAGCAGUACCCUGCCCUCUUUGGCAACAUUGAGUUCUUCAAGAGCUUCCCCUUUGUGCUCCCCAACAUGGUUUUGACCGUCUUCUUUCUCAUCUCCGUCACCUGCGCCAUACUGUUUCUCCAUGAAACCCUCCCAAGCAAACGAGGCAAGCAAGACUGGGGCCUGCUUGUUGGCCAGCGCCUCACUCGAUCCCUCAGACGCACUCCAGCGCCUGUGUCUUCCCGCCGACGCUCCUUCGUCGAUGGCGAGGCCACCGCUCCGCUUCUGCCGAACAAGGUGGUGCUGAAGAAACACUCCCAGGAACUCAAGCAAUUCAGCUUGAGGGAUGUUUUCACCUACCAGACCGUCAUCAACCUGCUCGUCUAUUCUUUCUUGGCCUUCCAUUCCGUUGCUUAUGACCAGACUCUCACUGUCUUCCUAAACUACCCUGUUGUGGAGAAAACACCCGAGAACUUCAAGCCUCCAUUCUAUUUUUCUGGUGGGUUUGGGCUUUCGUCUGGCGAGAUUGGUACCAUUUUCACGCUGUACGGAAUCGUCUGCGGUCUCAUCCAGUUUGUCGUCUAUCCCCCGCUUGUUACCCGUUACGGUGUCCUACAAUGCUUCAAAGUCUGCAGUCUCAUAACGCCCAUUGCCUACUUCCUGACUCCCUAUUGCGUGCUGUUUGAAACCUCGCAGGCUCGCUUAACCGCCCUACUCUUGGUCAUGUUCGUCAAGGGUGCUGCCAUCAUUGUCGGCUUCCCAUCCACCACCAUUCUUCUCACCAAUUCGUGCAGCUCGGUGCGCGUCCUCGGCACACUCAACGGGUUCGCAACCACCUUCAGCGGUAUCGGUCGAGCCUUAGGCCCCGCAACCGCUGGCGCAGCCUUCACAUGGGGCGCCGACCACGGGUAUACCGUCGCCUCCUGGUUCUACUUGACAGCAUUUGCUAUUAUGGGAGCCGUCCCGGUUUUCCUAAUCGUUGAGGGCGAUGGUCCGUCGGCGUCCGUGGAGAGCAGUGAUGCCGAGGAUAGUGAUUCCUCGGCCUCGACUUCGCUCUUGAUAGAUGGCUCUGCUGUUCUAGAUGACUCAGACUCCGAGUGUGAUGGGCUGCAACCGAAGGGCUACGGUACUAUGAAGGGCAGGAGAACCUGAUGAAUAAGGAUUUUAGAGGAAUAGACGCACUCGCUUACAUUUGAUGAUCACCGUUAAGCGACUCAUGGACUGGAGGCUGCUGGCUUUCAGUCAAUCAUGUUCUCACGAUUCGGGAUUGCAUGGAUACACGUAAUAGGCGUUUCAUAAUGGUGAUAUGCUGUUUAGGGUGGUAUAAUGGCUGAAGGGAGGAUAAAGAAAAGUGUUUUGGGUUUCUGGGCGACAUAAUCUCUUUGCGAUAUUCACAGGCUCAGUCAAUGAUGAGAAUAUAAAAUGUUUUUUUUCCUAAUGGGAAUGUAAACCCC